AUGGCUCUCAACGACCCAGGAGUUAUAUUGCGCAAAGCUGCCGACGAAGGCGAAGACGCCGCCGACAUUCAAAACUACAGACUUCAGGAAAGCUGGAAAGAAUGGCCCAAUGAAGCUGGAUUUGAAGGGCUUGAAGAGCACCGCGGUCCCAUUGCGCUCAACUUGAAAGGCUCCAUUCCAGAUUGGGCCGCUGGCGCUCUGUACCGCACCGGGCCCGGCCAGAGUUCUGUCGAAACCAACUCCAAUGGCACUCACAACAUCACUCACUGGUUCGAUGGUCUCGCUCACAGUCACAAGUUUGACAUUGUGCCGUCAAGCACACCGGGCGGCAAGACAUCAGUAAUGUACUCUUCUCGGCGACAGUCUAAGCGACUGGAACAGCACAUCAAAGAAACGGGCAAGCGAGGUGGUGCCUCGUUCGGCCAACGUGCUGAUCCAUGCAUGGGUAUUUUCGCAAAGGCCAUGGGCAUGUUUGCUCCUCGUGAUCAAUACAACAACAAUGUUGUGCUGCUCCCAAAUUUCCCUGGCAUUGACAAGGACCGCAAACAUACAGACCAGACUGGCCACCGCCCCGGCCUGGAUAAUCUGUACAUCAGUACCGAUACAGCUGGCUUACAAAAAAUCGAUCCGCAAACACUUGAGCCGCUGGGCUUUACCGAUCAGUCAAGCCUGCAUCCGGAUCUCAAGGGCCCGCUCUCAUGCGCGCACGCGCAGCGGGAUCCCGAAAACGGCGAUUUGUACAACUACAACCUCGAGUUUGGCCGGUUUGCGACUUACCGCUUUUUCCGCGUCCGUGCCGCGACAGGCAAAACAGAAAUCUUCGCUACGGUGUCGGAGCCCAGCCUCGCUCCAGCCUACAUACACAGCUUCUUCCUGACACCAAAUUACAUGGUACUGUGCGUCCCAACUACCCAUCUCGGGUGGAAAGGUGCCAAGAUUCUCUGGGAACAGAGUGUACUUGGGGCGAUAACACCGUUUGACGACAGCACCCCCUGCCGUUGGCUCAUAGUUGAUCGCACAGGAGAUCGUGGCGUGGUGGCCCGGUUUUCUACACCAGCAUCCUUCUUUUUCCAUUCAAUCAAUGCAUUCGAGGAGACAAUUUUGGAUGAGAACAAUGAGAUGCGUACAGAUCUCUCGUUCGAGUAUGUCCGCUAUGACAACACAGAUAUUCUCAAGAUUCUUUCUUAUGACAUUGUCAUGGAUCGAGAUGAUGCGGCCAAAAAGUUCUUCUUUACCGACGAACGUUACAAAAAGGGCCAUAUACGUCUGGUGCGGUACCGUUUCCGCCUGCCGCGUGACGGCAUGCAACAGACUGAGGAAGAAGCUCGGACUGCCGCCGGCGAGGAGGUGCUCUCGAUCCCAGCUCCGCACGCUGGUGACCUGCCCAUAAUCAAUUCACGAAUGGUACACAAGCCACACCGCUACGUGUACAGCGUUACAAGUCGCGGCAUCAGCACGUUCCUGGACUGCCUUGUUAAGACGGACGUGCAGACACGUGAAGCCCUCAUUUGGCGUGGAGACAAGGGACACACUCCUGGCGAGCCCAUAUUUGUGGAGAGACCAGGAGCGACAGAGGAAGAUGACGGUGUGCUGUUGAGUGUGGUGUUGGACGGCGUAUCCAAGACAUCGUAUCUGUUGUGCUUGGAUGCCCAUUCGCUUGAGGAGGUGGGCAGAGCCGAGGCGGACUUUCCCAUUGGGUUUGGUUUUCACGGAAUGCACCAGAGCCAAUUCUGA
This is a messenger RNA of Beauveria bassiana ARSEF 2860, 1734 nucleotides long. Its product is annotated as torulene oxygenase. The record is from RefSeq and is a predicted model, not a curated record. The transcript is spliced from 2 exons. Gene Ontology annotation, biological process: carotene catabolic process. NCBI's taxonomy places the organism in Eukaryota, Fungi, Ascomycota, Sordariomycetes, Hypocreales, Cordycipitaceae. Gene Ontology annotation, molecular function: carotenoid dioxygenase activity. The coding region runs from base 1 to 1734 and encodes 577 amino acids.